AUGGGUCAAAAUUUUGCCAUUUGCGCCCUCUUACGUCAAAAAGGGCAAGAGGUGGCAUUAGAAUGGUUGAAAAUAUUUUUAAUGCAAUCUGCACCUCACAUACUGCAGUCUGAUAACGGUAAGGAGUUCGUUGCUGAAGUGAUAACUGCAUUAGCCUCUCUCUGGCUGGAUUGUAAAAUCGUGCACGGCAGACCUCGACAUCCACAGACACAGGGAUCAGUAGAGCGGUGCAACCAGGAUAUUGAGAAUAUGCUUCGUGCAUGGAUGAGAGAAAAUAAUUCGAAACGAUGGUCCUUGGGAAUAUAUUUCGUACAAUUUCAAAAAAAUCUAUCUUAUCACCGAACUAUCGGAAGGAGCCCUUAUCGUUGUGUUUAUGGGUCAGAUCCCAAAGUUGGUCUUACAACAUCGGCCAUUCCAAAGGAGGUACUAGAAAAGUUAGCAUCAGAGGAAGAUUUAAGAAAUAUUCAAAGUGAAGUUGCAGCAAAAAGGAAAAAAGAUACCUGUUCAGAGGAUGACUGUGAAGAUGAGGAACCUCCUUCAAAGCGCGAAAAACAAAUUCAGGAGGAAAGGAGUCAAGCAAGCGCAAGCCUUCAGAAAGCUGCAGAAAAAAUGCAAGAGAGAAGUAACUUUCUGCAUGCUCCCUUAAAAGUGAACGCGCCUGUCAUCAUAAGUGUUUCACAAUUUGAUCGCGGCCCAUCAGAUGAUUCAAAUCUUCCCGGCAUCAUUGUUACGGUGAAAAACAAAAAAUACAGUGUUGCAACGGCUGCAGGUUUACUUAAAAACUGGUUGUCAAGAAAUCAGGUUCAAGAAGUCCCAACCAACAAUUUGAAACUGGACAAUAUCGAUUUGCAGAAAAAAGUUUCGAUAAGAGAAGCUGUAGCCCACCACUCGCUUUUCAACGGCCAAGGCUAUAAAAAAUGUAAUUGCUCGACUUCUAAAACACAGUGCCGCACCAAUCGGUGCACUUGCUUUAAAAACAAUUUACAGUGUAACAGUCGCUGCCAUACUUCUUCAACAUGUGCAAACAAAUAA
Molecule: messenger RNA, 1032 nt
Organism: Bemisia tabaci
Lineage: Eukaryota; Metazoa; Arthropoda; Insecta; Hemiptera; Aleyrodidae
Source: RefSeq, a predicted model, not a curated record